UUCGUCGGGCUCUUAUACUCUCCAAAAGUUGUCAUCACCAUCACUAAAUUCCUCCAUUUUUCUCGGUCCCAGGCUAAUUUGGUUAAGGUCUUCUUCCACUACGUCUAACCAUAUUUUCCUAGGGGUGUUUUUACCGUUGACUUCGUUUACUUACACUUAAUCAAAAAAAAAUUAUAAUACAGCUAAUUGGGUUGGGGGUUAAUCCGUUAGCUCCCUCUGCGUGUGCCACUGGAUGUAGUGCUCUUACUGGGCCUAACAGAUAGACAACGGACAAACUCAUCCACUUAUCACAGUUUGUACCAUGUUCGAACUUAUCAAUAUCUUCCCACCGACGAUCGACCCCAUUGCCUAAUUACUCUACGACCGACCCCACAGACCAUCUGUUAUCAAUUUAUCACUUAUGAUAACUAUUUCGAUGUCGUUACUCGUUAUCAUAAUGUCACAAUUUACCGAUAUUCACAAAUAAUUGAUAUUAAUUAUGCAGCGUUCUGCAUCUGGUCAUUGUGGAUAUGGAUUGAUCGUAUGCAGUUUAUGUUGGUAUUGCUGGUCAAAAAUCCUUUUGGAUUUUUAUAGUGAUAAACUACAAAAUGGAUAGUGCAAGAAACAAAUGUGUUUUGUUAACGGGUGGUGCAGGGUAUGUUGGUAGCCAUACUAUAAUACCUUUAAUUGAAUCCGGUUAUGAGGUGGUGGUAUUAGAUAAUUUAUCAAAUGCAUGUAAAGGAGACAAUGGACAAAAUCCAAUACCUAUAACCCAAGUUGAAAAAUUAGUGAAUAAACAAGUGAUUUUUUAUGAUGUUGAUCUCUUGGAUUAUAAUUCUCUAUCAAAAGUAUUUGAUAAGCAUUUAUUUUGCUGUGUUAUUCAUUUUGCUGGCUUAAAAGCUGUUGGAGAGUCAUGUAUCAAUCCUUUGACUUAUUAUCGAGUCAAUGUUUCUGGAUCAAUUAAUUUAUUUCAAGUUAUGAAAGAACACAAUGUAAAGCAACUUGUAUUUUCCUCUUCAUCCACAGUGUAUGGUGAACCACAAUUUCUACCAAUUACAGAAUCACACCCUGUUGGUCAAAAUUUACUAAAUGGAUAUGCUAAAUCAAAGUACUAUAUUGAGGGAAUUUUACAAGAUUUAUGCAAUUCUGAUAAAGAAUGGUUUGUAAUUAUUUUACGAUAUUUCAAUCCAGUUGGGGCACAUCCUUCUGGAACUUUAGGAGAAGAUCCUACUGGAGUUCCUAACAAUUUAAUGCCUUAUGUUGCUCAAGUAGCUAUUGGUAACCGACCGUAUUUAAAUGUUUUCGGUAAUGAUUAUAAUACUAUUGAUGGAACUGGAGUAAGAGAUUAUCUUCAUGUUAUGGAUCUUGUUGAUGGUCAUGUUAGUGCAUUAAAAAAGAUCCUAAAUUCUGAUGAACAUGGUGCUGUAGCUAUAAAUCUGGGCACAGGAAAAGGAUAUUCUGUAUUACAAGUCAUAGAAAUGUUCAGUCAAAUUAGUGGACGAAAAAUUGAUUUCCAUAUUGUUGAUCGUCGGUCAGGUGAUUGUGCUUCUUCUUAUUGUGAUGCAUCUUUUGCUAAAAAAUAUCUUGGAUGGGAAGCCAAAAGAACUUUAAAAGAAAUGUGUGAAGAUACAUGGAGAUGGCAGUCUUUAUACCCUCAAGGUUUUUCUACUAAAAAAUAAUUUUUAGUUUAUAUUCAAAAUUUAAAAAGAACAACAAUUUUUGUUAAUAAAUUAUAAUUUUUUCUAUGAAAUAUUUUUGAAAACUUCAAAAUACUGUUUUUAUACAUUUUAUCCUGUAUUAUUUUAAUGAAAAUGCAGUAUUGGUGUAUAUUUAUAGAUGUAUACUUUUGGUGUUAAAGUAUUAUGCAGCCUUAUUUAUUUGAUUAUAUAGCUCUAUAAAUAUA
Molecule: messenger RNA, 1882 nt
Organism: Sipha flava (yellow sugarcane aphid)
Lineage: Eukaryota; Metazoa; Arthropoda; Insecta; Hemiptera; Aphididae
Product: UDP-glucose 4-epimerase-like
Exons: 7
Coding region: 588-1658 (356 amino acids)
Biological process (GO): beta-D-galactose catabolic process via UDP-galactose, Leloir pathway
Cellular component (GO): cytosol
Molecular function (GO): UDP-glucose 4-epimerase activity
Source: RefSeq, a predicted model, not a curated record